AUGAAUAAUGCACAGGCGUUUAUACACGUGAGGCCCGCUGGCGGCGGUGUUGCCGGAGCAGGUUUGGGAAAGUCGCUUCUUAGGGUCCCGUUAUCGAAGUUUGCUGGGCUGAUAGGUCAUAGCUCGAGCCGGGUAUCUCGGAGGAUCAACCAGGACACUUAUUCGAUGUCGUUGGUGAGAAACUCGGUGUUUUCUAGGGAACCCUUGCUGAAUAUGUCGGUGUUCGAUGGUCAUGGUGUUGCUGCAAGCAAUGUGUCUUCGAAACUGGCUCAUAACUUACAUAAUUGGCUGGGUCAAGAGGAACCGAGGGGUUCUCUUGACUCACAUAUUCUGUUUCGACUGUUACGGAGGUAUAGAGAUCUGUUUGGUGGUUCGUACUGGCAGUCGCUGUAUGCGGACAGGGAAAAGUACUACGAUCGGUUUAUUCGCCAUUGUAAUACAAAACAGGAACAAGUGCUGUUUGAUCAGAGUAACCAGGGUACUCGGAUGUUGUUUGACCACUCGGGGAAUCUGAUCGAUAAGAACUCGUUGCUGAAUGAACAACAACGGCUCAAGAUCAUUAAUACUUUUUUACAAUUCGACCUGGAGCAAUGUUGUGGGGUGAACCCAGAACAAGCCUCCUUGGAUCUUAGCUCAUGGAGUGAUAAAUUUCCUGGGGGGUCCACUGCAUCUUCAAUUAUGCUGUCAAGAUUCGACCCUCUUGGUAGCACAAUACCAGCAUCUCUAUCCAAUGAUCAGACGUAUUUUGUCUCUCCAACGGGACUAUUGAAAUUGAUCGUCACUCAAGUAGGAGACUCGAAGAUCCUGAUAUGUGACUCCAAUGGGGUUGCACAUAGCUUGUCAAGACCUCACCAUCCGGAUCAAAACAGGGAACAUCAGAGACUUCACACCCAAAAUUCACAAUUGAUCUCUAGGGAUUCCUUUGGUGAAGAACGAUUCUUAAACAAUUUUGCCAAUACAAGAUCCUUCGGAGACGUCAUAGGUAAAAGAGAUGGCAUCUCUGCAGAACCAGACAUCUAUUCGUAUCUGAUUGGGAAUACUUCUCAAUUACCGCACAGUGAAAAGGCGAAAUUACAAUUUGGUGGUGACGAAUGUUUCAUAGUCAUGGUCACUGAUGGUGUCUCUGACUGGCUUUCCGACCAAGAGUUGGUCGAUCUGAUCACCUCCACAGUCAACCUCAGGGGUCUAAAGCAUGCAACACCUCAGUUUGUGGCAGAUGAAGUUAUCAAGUUUAUAGUUAGUGUCGCUGAUAGGCAUGCCGACAACGCUACUUGUUUGGUUUUAAGAUUAUCCAACUGGGGUAAUUGGCCCACAUACGACAGAACGGGGGCCUCAAGAGAACAGAAAUUGCUCAAUGCAAUAUAG
Maudiozyma barnettii is the source of this 1365-nucleotide messenger RNA. RefSeq names its product type 2C protein phosphatase PTC6 (gene PTC6). The record is from RefSeq and is a predicted model, not a curated record. Bases 1 to 1365 code for a protein of 454 amino acids. Gene Ontology annotation, molecular function: protein serine/threonine phosphatase activity. The transcript has a single exon. Lineage: Eukaryota; Fungi; Ascomycota; Saccharomycetes; Saccharomycetales; Saccharomycetaceae. Gene Ontology annotation, biological process: protein dephosphorylation.